GCUGACAGGACACCGUACCCAUAAGGCAGCCAAGGGCAGUGAUCAGUGGGCAUCAGUUUGUCUUUGGGGCUGUAGCACCUGCUACUAAUUGCUGCAAAGAGCUCAGCCGUCACUGUGUGGUUUAGCACACUCAGCUCUCUCCUGUAUGUGCUGUGAGAAGCAGGACAGCUAAUUGCUGUUGCUUCAGCGCCAGUGAAUCGACAUGCUGAGCUAAUAGCGACAGAUAGAGGGCAGACAGAUUCCUGCUAGCAGCUUCCAGUUAGUUGCUUGUGAUAACUAAGGCAGUUGGCAUACCUCUCAGAACGGGGAGAAAGAAAGAUAGUAUGCCUCCUGGGUUGAUUAUGUUGAGGUGAUUUUUUUUUCUCCUCUAACAUUUUCCUGAUGAUACAAGACUGGAUAUUAAUGCCUCACAGAAUCAAGAAGUGUAACGUGUGAACGAAUAGCCUUGGACCUAGGUGAUGAACACGGGUUGUUUCGGAAGGGAUGUGCAGGAGGCAGCCUUGGCAAGAAAACUUGCUGCAUAAUCUCACAUGGGCUAAAGAUGAAACUUUAAACCGGCAAAUCAGCCUUGAGUGGAACUUGACAGAAGAUGUUACAACAGUUUUAUCUCUGGAAAUGGUUAGCUUCGGGGAUCAUCCUUGGCUCUUUCUUCGGAAUCUGCUUUGGCCAGUAUGAAGAUGAUUGCAAACUAGCUAGGGGAGGACCACCAGCUACCAUCGUCGCUAUUGAUGAAGAGAGUCGGAAUGGUACCAUCAUAGUGGAUAACAUGCUGAUCAAGGGGACUGCUGGGGGACCAGACCCCACCAUCGAGCUCUCUUUAAAGGACAACGUGGACUACUGGGUGCUGCUGGAUCCCAUUAAGCAGAUGCUGUUCCUGAACAGCACGGGCAGAGUUCUGGAUAGAGAUCCACCAAUGAACAUACACUCCAUCGUGGUGCAAGUCCAGUGUGUCAACAAAAAAGUGGGCACUGUUAUCUACCAUGAAGUUCGAAUCGUGGUGAGAGACAGGAAUGACAACUCACCCACAUUCAAGCAUGAAAGCUACUAUGCCACUGUGAAUGAGCUCACUCCAGUUGGCACCACGAUAUUUACAGGAUUUGCAGGAGACAAUGGAGCUACAGACAUCGAUGACGGCCCAAACGGACAGAUAGAAUAUGUGAUUCAGUAUAAUCCAGAUGAUCCGACAUCCAAUGACACCUUUGAAAUUCCCCUCAUGUUGACUGGAAAUGUAGUGUUAAGGAAAAGGCUCAACUAUGAAGAUAAAACACGCUACUAUGUCAUCAUUCAAGCCAAUGACCGUGCACAAAAUCUGAAUGAACGGCGAACCACCACCACCACCCUCACAGUGGAUGUUCUGGACGGAGAUGACUUGGGCCCAAUGUUUCUUCCUUGUGUCCUGGUGCCAAACACGCGUGACUGUCGUCCUCUCACCUAUCAAGCUGCCAUACCUGAGCUGAGAACUCCGGAAGAACUGAACCCCAUCAUCGUUACCCCACCCAUCCAAGCCAUUGAUCAGGACCGGAAUAUUCAGCCGCCGUCAGAUAGGCCAGGCAUCCUCUAUUCCAUCCUUGUUGGGACUCCUGAGGAUUACCCACGAUUUUUCCAUAUGCAUCCCAGGACUGCAGAACUUAGUCUCCUGGAGCCAGUAAACAGAGACUUUUACCAGAAAUUUGAUUUGGUUAUUAAGGCUGAACAGGACAAUGGUCAUCCUCUCCCUGCCUUUGCCAGUCUACAUAUUGAAAUACUGGAUGAGAACAAUCAGAGCCCGUAUUUCACGAUGCCCAGUUAUCAAGGCUACAUCCUAGAAUCUGCCCCAGUGGGAUCAACUAUUUCCGACAGUGUAAAUUUGACCACCCCUCUAAGAAUUGUGGUUCUAGACAAGGACAUAGAAGAUACGAAAGACCCAGAGCUUCACCUUUUCCUGAAUGACUACACCUCCGUGUUCACCAUCACACCAACUGGAAUCACCCGCUUCCUCACCUUACUGCAGCCAGUGGACAGGGAGGAACAGGACACUUACAUCUUCUCGAUGACGGCCUUUGAUGGUGUGCAAGAAAGCCAGCCAGUUGUUGUCAAUAUUCGGGUGAUGGAUGCAAAUGAUAACACUCCAACAUUCCCUGAAAUAUCCUAUAAUGUCUACGUUUAUACAGACAUGAGCCCUGGGGAUAGUGUCAUACAGCUCACUGCAGUCGACGCAGACGAAGGGUCAAAUGGGGAGAUCUCCUAUGAAAUCCUGAUUGGGGAUCAGGGAGACUUCAUCAUCAAUAAAGAAACAGGGCUUAUCACCAUCGCUCCAGGGGUGGAACUGAUCGUUGGGCGGACCUAUGCGCUCACUGUCCAGGCCUCGGAUAAUGCUCCCCCUGCAGAGAGAAGGCACUCCAUCUGCACUGUGUACAUUGAAGUGCUUCCUCCGAACAAUCAGAGCCCUCCCCGCUUCCCACAGGUGAUGUAUAGCCUCGAAGUCAGCGAGGCCAUGAGGACUGGUGCUGUUUUAUUAAAUCUACAGGCAACUGAUCGAGAGGGAGACCCAAUAACAUAUGCCAUUGAGAAUGGAGAUCCUCAGCGAGUUUUCAAUCUUUCAGAAACAACUGGGAUUCUAACCUUAGGGAAAGCCCUGGACAGGGAGAGCACCGAUCGCUACAUUCUAAUCGUCACUGCACACGAUGGCAGGCCAGAUGGGACCUCAACGGCCACAGUAAACAUAGUGGUGUCAGAUGUCAAUGACAAUGACCCAGUGUUUGAUCCCUAUCUGCCUAGAAAUCUGUCUGUGGUGGAAGAAGAAGCCAAUGCCUUUGUGGGUCAAGUCAGGGCAACUGACCCUGAUGCUGGAAUAAAUGGCCAAGUGUACUACAGUUUGGGUAACUUCAAUCAUCUUUUUCGUAUCACAUCCAAUGGGAGCAUUUACACAACAGUGAAGCUUAACAGGGAAGUCAGGGACUACUAUGAACUUCUUGUUGUGGCAACCGAUGGAGCAGUACACCCUCGUCAUUCAACUCUAACACUGGCCAUCAAGGUGUUGGAUAUUGAUGAUAACAGUCCUGUGUUCACCAAUUCAACAUAUACUGUUGUCGUUGAAGAGAAUCUGCCAGCUGGGACCAUCUUCCUUCAAGUAGAGGCCACAGACGUUGACCUUGGAGCAAAUGUGUCUUAUCGGAUAAGAAGCCCAGAAGUGAAGCACCUUUUUGCAAUGCACCCAUUUACAGGAGAACUCUCCCUUUUAAGGAGUUUGGACUAUGAGUCAUUUCCAGACCAGGAAGCAAGUAUCACUUUCCUAGUGGAGGCCUUUGAUAUUUACGGCACAAUGCCACCUGGGAUUGCUACCGUCACAGUGAUAGUAAAGGAUAUGAAUGAUUACCCUCCAGUGUUUAGUAAACGCAUCUACAAAGGGAUCGUGGCUCCAGAUGCUGAGAAGGGUACACCGAUCACAAGUGUUUAUGCUGAGGAUGCAGACCCUCCUGGAUUACCUGCAAGUCGUGUGAGAUAUAGAGUAGAUGGUGUCCAGUCUCCUUAUCCUGCCAGUAUUUUUGAUGUAGAAGAAGAUUCUGGAACAGUAAUAACUCGAGUCAAUCUUAAUGAAGAACCUACGACCAUUUUUAAGUUGGUGGUUAUUGCGUUUGAUGAUGGUGAGCCUGUGAUGUCCAGCAGUGCCGUGGUGAAAAUCCUUGUCUUACAUCCCGGAGAAAUCCCACGUUUCACACAAGAGGAAUACAGGCCUCCUCCCGUAAGUGAACUUGCAGCCAGAGGGACUGCAGUGGGUGUAAUUUCUGCUGCGGCCAUCAAUCAGAGCAUCGUGUACUCCAUUGUUUCAGGAAAUGAGGAGGGUAAGUUUGGAAUUAAUAACAUCACGGGUGUUAUCUACGUGAACGACCUUCUGGACUAUGAAACAAGGACAAGCUAUGUACUUCGAGUCCAAGCUGAUUCCCUGGAAGUGGUCCUUGCCAAUCUCCGAGUUCCUUCAAAAAGCAAUACAGCUAAGGUAUAUAUUGAGAUUCAGGAUGAAAAUGAUCAUCCCCCAGUGUUUCAGAAAAAAUUCUACAUUGGAGGUGUGUCUGAAGAUGCAAGGAUGUUUGAUUCUGUGCUCAAAGUUAAGGCUACUGAUAAAGAUACUGGCAAUUACAGUGCCAUAGCAUACAGACUCAUAAUUCCACCAAUCAAAGAAGGAAAAGAAGGAUUUGUGGUGGAAACAUAUACAGGGCUUAUCAAAACGGCCAUGCUCUUCCAUAACAUGAGGAGGUCCUACUUCAUGUUUCAAGUCAUCGCAACUGACGACUAUGGGAAGGGACUAAGUGGCAAAGCAGAUGUACUUGUCUCUGUUGUCAAUCAGCUGGACAUGCAAGUCAUUGUUUCUAAUGUGCCCCCCACUCUAGUGGAAAAAAAGAUAGAAGAACUUACAGAGAUUUUGGAUCGCUAUGUUCAGGAGCAAAUUCCCGGUGCCAAAGUGGUGGUGGAGUCCAUCGGUGCUCGCCGGCACGGAGAUGCCUUUUCUCUGGAAGAUUACAGCAAGUGCGACUUGACCGUCUAUGCAAUCGACCCUCAGACCAAUCGAGCCAUCGACAGAAAAGAGCUUUUUAAAUUCCUGGAUGGCAAACUGCUCGAUAUCAAUAAAGACUUUCAACCGCAUUAUGGGGAAGGAGGACGCAUUCUGGAGAUCCGGACUCCAGAGGCAGUGACCAGCAUCAAGAAGCGAGGAGAAAGUCUAGGCUACACAGAAGGGGCCUUGCUGGCUCUGGCCUUCAUCAUUAUCCUCUGCUGUAUUCCUGCCGUCCUGGUGGUGUUGGUCAGCUACAGACAACGCCAAGCCGAGUGCACCAAGACAGCACGCCUCCAAGCUGCUGCUGCUGCGAUGCCCCCGCCCAAGCCCGCAGCUCCUGCCCCGGCCCCAGUGGCCGCACCCCCGGCACCGCCACCUCCGGGUGCGCAUCUCUAUGAAGAAGUUGGGGACAGCACAAUUUGGAGUUUUUGUUGGCAGCUGGUCUUAUGCAUGAGAACUUGUACUUUUUGGCGGAGUCUGACAAGGAGAGGUUAUUCAUCGGAGCAACAACAACUGCUGAGGCCUUCUCUUCUUAACCCAGAGGAGUUAUCCAUGGAGUCUGGAAUUGAUCCUGGCCAGGAAUAUGGACAAGAUUAUUACAGUUAUGAGCAUGGGUAUGAAAUGCCUCAAUAUGGAAGUCGCCGUCGCUUGUUACCACCGGCUGAACAAGAGGAAUAUGGUGAGGUGGUUGGUGAAGCUGAGGAGGAAGAAGAGUGGGCAAGAAAAAGAAUGAUCAAGUUAGUUGUUGAUCGAGAUUAUGAAACUAGCUCAACUGGAGAAGACAGCGCUCCUGAGUGCCAGAGAACCCGUCUUCACCAUCCGAAUAUCCACAGUAACAUCAAUGGCAACAUAUACAUUGCACAGAACGGUUCUGUGGUGAGAACCCGCCGUGCCUGCCUCAUGGAUAACUUUCAAGUUGCUUCCCCUGUGCGACUGGGGAGGCAUUUUAAGAAACUGGACAAGUUGGCAGUGACCCAUGAGGAGAACAUCCCCCUGAACACGUUGUCAAAGGGGCCAUUUUCUACUGAGAGAAUGAACACAAGACCAACUCUGGUUACAUUUGCCCCUUGCCCACUGGGGACUGACAGUACAGCCGUGAAGCCAUUGGGGAACAGGGUGAAAAGCACAGUCGAAGAGGAGUCGGUGAUUGACAGUAAGAGCAUCAAGGAAGCUUUGGAAUUCCAUAGUGACCACACGCAGUCAGAGGAGGAGGAGCUUUGGAUGGGCCCUUGGAACAACCUCCACAUACCAAUGACAAAACUGUGACCGAUUUUUACAGAAAAGUAUUUUCAUUUUUACUUCCGUUUUUAAUAAACUGUGCUUUUUAUUGUCACUGAGAAAAUAAUGUAUGGGAUUUGUAUCAGGCACACAAGCUAAAACUUUGAACAAUAUGCUUUAAAAUUAAAAAAUUGACAGAUUUGCACUGACAUUUGUAUCAAUUAAUUGUUCUUCCCAGAAAAUCUUUUGGGACAGACUCUCAAUUCACAAGAUAAUAUAUCAUUUAAAUAUUUAGUUGUCUUAGUGGGGCUUGCAUUUUUUCUCAUUUUAAUAAACAAGAAAUAAUUUACUAAGUAAUUAUAUAUUUUUUUUGGUUGGCAUAAGUUGUCAUCUCUAGCGUCCUAGAAUUUUUUUAGUACAUUUUACUUUUCAUUAAAAAAAAAUGGGGAAAAUUUUGUAUUAGACUAGGAUUUUACAGAUAGUGGGUUUAUACAACUGCUGUCUAUACCUGCUGAUUUUUUAACUGGAAGAUAGAAUGACAAAGUGAUAGUAAGUGUGGGAAUCUUCUGUAAGUGAUUUAGAAUCAUGAGUCUAUUUCCCUUUUUGUCUAGUAUAAAGAUUAAGUUUUUACAUGUGUAUAUGUUGACUUUUUAAGGAACACUGAGGUCAUAUCUCUUUUAUAAAUAUCAUUUACAAUUUUCCCUGGUGUCCCACUCACUACACAUAAAUACACACGACAAAUGCUCUUCGUACCAAACAUAAUUGGCAAUUUUGUUUAGCCAUCUGAAGUUAAAUAAUUAUUUGGAGCAUCACAGAAAUCUCAGUAAAAUGUUACUGAGAUAGGAAAGGGUCAAAUUGGCCAUAAUGCAUCUAGAUUCUAGAACCACAAUUUCGGUAAGAAAGAUGUAGUAAGAUCAGAGAAGUUUCACACUAAUAUCACUAGACAUGAAUAUUUUAUCAACUCAGUAUAAAGGAAUUUGGUAGGAUCAAAAAUUUACAUAAUAUGUGAAAUGCCUAUAAAGGCUAUAAAUCCAUAGCUUCAAAUAUAUCAUAGCAUAUCACUUCUUCCAGAUCCAGUUUAUAGAAUAUUUUAACACAAAUAAUAUUUACGUGCAUAAGACACAGAACCAGAAAAUGCUCACCGGGCAUUUUUUUAAUCAAAGGUAAACCUUGGAACAAAGCACAGUGUUUCACCAUUAACAUAAAUGAAAACAAAGUAUCCUUUUAAAAUUUCCCUUGUGUGUUGCAUACUUUUCAGAUAUAAAAAUGAUGAAACAAUAUAGUUUAAGAGAAUUCAAAAUUCUAUUGAAUAUGAUUCAGUAUGCUAUACAUACAACUCACCUCAAAUUUUGCACAGCACUGACCAAGUUUAGAUUUAAGUAAAAUUCUCUCAUGCAUGUUUAUUAUAUGGUUGAAAGACUGAAUAGUGCUCUAUCAUUUACUUUGCUAUCAUGUUUCAUAUUUUUAAAAUAGUUUAAUAUAGUGCUAUUUCCUUAUUUCUAAAGUGAAUGGAUUGUAUGUAACAAACUUGCCAACUUACAUGAGUAGUAUGUUUUAAUUUAAGGUUUCAAAAGUAUUUGAGAUCAAAUACAGUAACAUCUCAUUUAUCUGACAUUAUUGAAAAUUAAUACAUUACAUACAUACCUUGCUAGAAAAACUAUCAGAAUUAACUGGGAGCUUGUUAGAAAGAUAGACUCUUGCCCACACUCUCAGGUCUACGCAACAAGAAUCCAUGUUCUUACAAGAUCCCAAGGGUGUUUAUAUGCAUAUUAAAUUUUGAAAAUUAAUUAUACCAUUGAAACCCAGGGCUUUCUUGAAGCACCAAAGUGAUUGCUUUUAGUAUAAAAUAUUUUAGAUAGGAAUUAGAUUAAGCAUAUUAUAUUUUCUUACUUGCUCAAUUAGAGAUCACUAAAUAUAAUUUAAUGUUUUCCUGAUGUUCUGGGGUCAUCUCAACUAGUGUCCCAUGAGAUUCUCUUUGCAUACAGCUUUAUGAAUUUUUUUUGCUUUGUCCAAAUUCAGGCUAUGAUAUUUAGCUAAUUCUGUCACUGUGCCUCUCUCUAAAAUGCAUCUUCCCGUUUACUUCUAAUCUCCUGGUGAGAAAGUUUGUGUCUUUGUUUGUU
Messenger RNA from Myotis daubentonii (Daubenton's bat), 7869 nucleotides. RefSeq names its product protocadherin related 15 (gene PCDH15). NCBI's taxonomy places the organism in Eukaryota, Metazoa, Chordata, Mammalia, Chiroptera, Vespertilionidae. Gene Ontology annotation, biological process: homophilic cell-cell adhesion; inner ear development; sensory perception of sound. The transcript has 37 exons. The record is from RefSeq and is a predicted model, not a curated record. Gene Ontology annotation, molecular function: calcium ion binding. Gene Ontology annotation, cellular component: cell-cell junction; stereocilium; plasma membrane. The coding region runs from base 590 to 5797 and encodes 1735 amino acids.